AUGCCCGGUCUCGGUUUUCGCAAUGCUAUAAAUGAAGCGAAGUGGAUAGCGGCUAAUGAAGUACUAGGCAUGUCCUCCAACUGGCGGCUAUUCUGCCGUAUUCUGACCAUACGAUAUGCACUGGCCGCGGCUCUGCUCAGGGUAUCGUGCUGUAUCUCCGAGCUGCUCAAUGCGGAACUGGAGACCGGUAUCUUUGCCAAGCAGACAACUAGCACUCAGACUGAGCAUGGGAGGGUGGAUAGACUUACUGCGUGCUGCAUUUUUUGUUCGGAAAGCCAGCAAGGUCAUUGGAAGUUCAGAGAAGCAAGUUUGCGUUGCAUUUGA
Fusarium graminearum PH-1 is the source of this 324-nucleotide messenger RNA. RefSeq lists its product as uncharacterized. Bases 1 to 324 code for a protein of 107 amino acids. The transcript has 3 exons. The record is from RefSeq and is a predicted model, not a curated record. NCBI's taxonomy places the organism in Eukaryota, Fungi, Ascomycota, Sordariomycetes, Hypocreales, Nectriaceae.